Messenger RNA from Stereum hirsutum FP-91666 SS1, 1905 nucleotides. RefSeq names its product IMP dehydrogenase. Gene Ontology annotation, molecular function: IMP dehydrogenase activity. The coding region runs from base 100 to 1770 and encodes 556 amino acids. Gene Ontology annotation, biological process: GTP biosynthetic process. Lineage: Eukaryota; Fungi; Basidiomycota; Agaricomycetes; Russulales; Stereaceae. Gene Ontology annotation, cellular component: cytoplasm. The record is from RefSeq and is a predicted model, not a curated record. The transcript has 4 exons.
GCUUGCAAUUUUAUUUCUAAUCUGGCAACCUCGCCCACCCCUCUCCUUUCACCUCCCUCUUCCCCCCUCCAAAAGCCCCCUAGAUUUUUUCUUGGAAUAAUGCCUGCUACGACCCAAAAAACGUACCUCGACCCCGCGACGGCGUUCGAUGUCCUCAAGAGCUACGACAGGUCCGACGGGCUCUCCGCGAAGGAGCUCAUGGACUCGCAGCUCCAUGGCGGACUGACGUAUAACGACUUCCUCAUGCUGCCCGGUAAGAUCGAUUUUAGCGCGGCGGAGGUGUCGACGGAGAGUAGGGUGACGAGGAACGUCGUGCUGAAGACGCCGUUUAUGAGUUCGCCCAUGGACACUGUUACUGAGACCGAGAUGGCGAUUUCGAUGGCGCUUCUCGGAGGUAUUGGUGUUAUUCAUCAUAACCAGUCGCCGGCUGCCCAGGCGGCUAUGGUGCGCGCCGUCAAGCGCCACGAGAACGGCUUUAUCACCGAUCCUGUCGUGCUUUCGCCCGAGCACUACGUCGAGGACGUCCUUGAUAUCAAGGCGCGGCUCGGGUUCUGCGGUAUCCCUAUCACGGAUACUGGCUCUAUCGGCGGCAAGCUCGUCGGUAUCGUCACCGGCCGCGACGUUCAGUUCCACUCCGCCACCGCCCGCCUCUCCGAGGUGAUGACCACCCAACUCGUCACAGCGCCCAAAGGCGUCUCCCUCACCGAAGCGAACGACAUCCUCCGCGACUCCAAAAAGGGUAAACUCCCGAUCGUAGACGACCAAGGCCGUCUCGUCUCCCUCCUCGCGCGCUCCGACCUGCUCAAAAAUCAGACGUAUCCCCUCGCGUCGAAGCUCCCGGAGAGUAAGCAGCUCUAUGCCGCUGCGUCGAUCGGAACGAGGGCCGCGGACAAGCUGCGUCUUGAGGCUUUGGUCGAGGCCGGACUCGAUAUCGUCAUUCUUGAUUCGUCCCAGGGUAACUCCGUCUUCCAGGUCGAGAUGAUCCAGUGGUGCAAGAAGACGUACCCCACCCUCGAAGUCAUCGCCGGUAACGUCGUCACGCGCGAACAGGCCGCGACUCUCAUCGCCGCGGGCGCAGACGGCCUCCGUAUCGGUAUGGGCUCCGGCUCGAUCUGUAUCACUCAGGAGGUCAUGGCCGUCGGGCGGCCCCAGGCCACGGCCGUGUACGCCGUCGCCGAGUUUGCGAACAAGUUUGGGGUGCCGGUCGUUGCGGAUGGUGGGAUCUCGAAUAUUGGACAUAUCGUCAAGGCUCUUGCGCUCGGUGCGAGCGCCGUCAUGAUGGGCGGGUUACUGGCGGGUACGACGGAGGCGCCGGGAGAGUACUUCUACCAUGAAGGCAAGCGCGUCAAGGCGUAUCGCGGGAUGGGAUCCCUCGAGGCGAUGGAGCAGGGUAAACCGGGCGCGAAUAAUAAAGUGACUGCGAACGGCAAGUCUUCGUCCUCCAAUAAGUAUCCGCGCUCGAAAUCCGAGGCGGAGAAGCAUGUGCAGGAGAACGCGGCGACGGCGAGGUAUUUCUCGGAGGCGUCGGCGGUCAAGGUCGCGCAGGGUGUUAGUGGGGACGUGCAGGAUAAGGGGAGCGUGAAGGAUUUCUUGCCGUAUUUGUAUGCGGGCGUGCAGCAUUCGUUCCAGGAUAUUGGGGUGAGGAGCUUGCAGGGUCUUAGGGAGGGAGUGGAUGAGGGGAAAGUUAGGUUUGAGUUGAGGACGGCGAGCGCGCAGGUUGAGGGAGGUGUGCAUGGGUUGAAUUCGUAUACCAAACGGUUGUUUGCCUAAUCUGUUGUAGCAUAGUAUAGUCGAGGGUUUUUGGGUUCCCGUCACUGUAUCCGCACUUUGUUUGUUUGUUUGUUCGUUCAUCAUGUCAUUCGCUGCUAUUAGAAUGAAUGAAUUGGAGGUUGUGUCGAUGUACUC